Dermatophagoides farinae (American house dust mite) is the source of this 1486-nucleotide messenger RNA. NCBI's taxonomy places the organism in Eukaryota, Metazoa, Arthropoda, Arachnida, Sarcoptiformes, Pyroglyphidae. The record is from RefSeq and is a predicted model, not a curated record.
ACAACACACACACACUCUUCUUCCCCUUGUUUCUUUGAUGCAUGUGUGUUGUUUUGUUGCAUGUUUUCGAUCCAAUUUUGAAAGAAUAAAUUUUUUAUCACUGAAUACAUAGUUGUUAAAUUUAAUUGAAAUUAUUAUCAUCAUCAAUUCAUUCGAAACUAUAUAUAUAGUGUAAUAAACAAAUUCGAAAAGGUCCAUCGCCAUCAUCAUCAUCAUGUCCGAAAGUAAAGAUAAAGAUUCAUCAACAAUCACUGGUGCCGUUGGUGGUGGUGAUGUGGAAAAGAAUACGAUUGCAACGGAUAUUGUUGUGACUAAAUAUAAAAUGGCAGGUGAAAUGGUCAAUCGUGUAUUGCAACAAGUAUUGGAUAAAUGUGUUGCUGGUGCAAGCAUCAUCGAUAUUUGUGAAUUUGGUGACAAUCAAAUUAAUGAAGAAACGAAAAAAGUUUUUAAAAAAGAAAAAGAAAUUAAAAAAGGUAUAGCUUUUCCUACCUGUGUAUCCGUCAACAAUUGUGUAUGCCAUUAUUCACCAUUGAAAAGUGAUCCAAUUGUCACAUUGAAAGAUGGUGAUAUGGUUAAAGUUGAUCUUGGUGCCCAUAUUGAUGGCUAUAUGGCAUUAGCUGCACAUACAAUUGUAAUUGGUGCCACAAUGGAAAAUCGAAUCAAAGGUAGACAAGCGGAUGCAUUAUUGGCUGCAUAUUAUGGUUCAGAAGUUGCAUUACGUCUGGUACAGCCAGGUAAUGAAAAUAUUGCCGUUACUGAUGCUGUACAGAAAGUAUCAGAUACAUUUAAAUGUAAACCAAUUUCUGGUAUGUUGUCACAUCAAACAAAACAAUAUCAAAUGGAUGGUGGCAAAACAAUCAUACAGAAUCCUACCGAUAUACAACGUAAAGAACAUGAAAAAUGUGAAUUUCUUGUUCAUGAAGUGUAUGCCAUCGAUGUUCUUAUCACUACUGGUGAUGGAAAGACAAGAGAAAUGGAUUCAAAGACAACCAUUUAUCGAAAAACUGAUGAAAAUUAUCAGCUAAAAAUGAAAGCAUCACGUGUACUAUUUUCGGAUAUUGAUAAAAAAUUUGCCAACAUGCCAUUCACAUUACGUGCAUUGGAUAAUGAACAGAAAGCACGUAUGGGUGUUGUUGAAUGUGUAAAACAUAAAUUAUUAGAACCAUAUAGUGUACUAUAUGAUAAAGAUAAUGAAAUGAUCGCUCAGUUUAAAUUUACUGUAUUAUUGAUGCCAUCCGGUUCACAUAAAAUUACUGGCCUAUCAUUUGAUCCAUCUAUAUGUGAAUCUGAAUAUUCUAUUGAAGAUGAAUCAUUGAAAACAAUUCUGGCAAAAGGUUUGACGAACAAAACGGCUAAAAAGAAGAAAAAAUCUAAAUCAUCAUCAACAACAACAAAAAAUGCCGGUGAUGGAAAUGAUGAUGCUACUACUACUGCUGCUGCUGCUGCUGAUGCUGAAAAUGGUGGUUCAUCAUCAUCGAACAAAUGA